AUGGCACAGAACAACGCAGAGGUGCCAGCAACAUCUUCAUCACAACAUGAAAGAGACAAAGCUAACCAAAAAGUUCCAUUCUACAUGCUCUUCACUUUUGCGGAUCACCUUGACGUGGCGUUGAUGAUCAUUGGCACGAUUAGUUCCGUCGCUAAUGGCUUGUCACAGCCUCUCAUGACCGUUAUCUUAGGGAAAGUCAUCAACACUUUUGGCUCCACCGAUCCAUCACGUACUAUCAACGAAGUUUCUAAGGUUUCAUUAUUAUUUGUUUACCUGGCUAUUGGCUCUGGAAUAGCCUCAUUUCUACAGGUAUCAUGUUGGAUGGUGACAGGAGAAAGACAAGCCGCGAGGAUCCGUGGCUUGUACUUGAAAACUAUAUUAAAGCAGGACAUUGCCUACUUUGACACUGAAACAACAACUGGCGAGGUCAUUGGAAGAAUGUCUGGUGACACCAUUCUCAUUCAAGAUGCCAUGGGAGAAAAGGUUGGGAAGUUUAUACAACUUGCUUCAACUUUUUUUGGUGGCUUUGUGAUUGCCUUUAUAAAAGGAUGGCGACUAGCUGUAGUUUUGCUUGCAUGUGUACCUUGUGUCGUCAUUGCUGGUGGAGUUAUGUCCAUGUUGAUGGCUAGAAUGUCAAGUCGUGGGCAAGCUGCUUAUGCAGAAGCAGGAAAUGUUGUUGAGCAAACAGUUGGAGCUAUUAGAACUGUUGCAUCUUUUACUGGCGAGAAAAAAGCAAUAGAACAGUAUAAUAGCAAGUUAAAAGUUGCUUAUUCUUCGAUGGUUCAACAAGGGAUGGCCUCGGGAUUAGGAAUGGGAGUGCUUUUGUUGAUUAUCUUCUGCACCUAUGGACUUGCCAUGUGGUAUGGUUCCAAACUGGUUGUUGAGCAUGGAUACAAUGGUGGAACCGUCAUGAAUGUAAUCAUAGCUCUUAUGACUGGUGGAAUGUCACUUGGUCAGACAUCCCCAAGUCUAAAUGCAUUUGCUGCAGGCCAAGCAGCAGCAUAUAAGAUGUUUGAGACAAUUAAAAGAAAGCCCAAAAUUGAUGCUUAUGAUACCAGUGGUGUUGUCUUGGAAGACAUAAAGGGAGAUGUUGAACUCAAAGAUGUUUACUUCACAUACCCUGCAAGGCCAGAUGUGCAGAUCUUUGCUGGAUUCUCAUUAUAUGUUCCCAGUGGCACAACUGCUGCUUUAGUGGGUCAAAGUGGAAGUGGAAAGUCUACUGUAAUAAGUUUAUUAGAAAGAUUCUAUGAUCCUGAUGCUGGAGAAGUGCUUAUAGAUGGCGUGAAUUUGAAGAAUUUUCGACUUAAAUGGAUAAGAGAACAGAUUGGGCUGGUUAGUCAAGAACCUAUCCUUUUCACGGCCAGUAUCAAAGAGAACAUAGCUUAUGGGAAAGAAGAUGCAACUGAUGAGGAGAUAACAAUAGCAAUAACACUUGCCAAUGCCAAAAAGUUCGUUGACAAGCUGCCUCAGGGCCUUGACACAAUGGCAGGACAGAAUGGCACUCAACUUUCUGGUGGGCAAAAGCAAAGAAUUGCGAUUGCAAGGGCAAUUUUGAAGAACCCGAAAAUCCUUCUUCUUGAUGAAGCAACAAGUGCUUUGGAUGCUGAGUCUGAACGUAUUGUUCAAGAAGCAUUAGAUAAAGUUAUGUCAAAAAGGACUACUGUAGUUGUUGCUCAUCGUCUAACAACUAUUAGAAAUGCUGACACCAUUGCAGUGGUUCAACAGGGCAAAAUUGUGGAGAAAGGAACUCAUGAUGAGUUGAUCAUGGAUACUGAUGGAGCUUAUUGCCAGCUUAUUCGUCUACAAGAAGGACAAAAAGAAGCUGAAGGUAGCGGGAAUACUGAAGCAGAUAAGUCAAGAAACAGUUUCAAUAUAGAUAGUCACAUGGAUAGAUCUUCAAGCCAAAGAACAUCCCUUGUGAGAUCAAUAAGCCGAGGUUCAUCAGUGAGUCGACACUCCCAGUCAUUUAGCUUUGCUCUUCCUCAUACAAUUGAAAACGUUCAAACUGAAAAUAAGAGGCCCAAAAAGGUUUCUAUUAAACGGUUGGCCUACUUGAACAAGCCUGAGGUUCCUGUCUUACUGAUUGGAUCCUUUGCUGCAGCAGUACAAGGUGUUGUGUUCCCUAUAUUUGGCUUCUUGUUUUCAUCAGCUACUACUAUGUUCUAUGAACCUCCAGAGCAGCAGAGGAAAGAUUCUAGGUUCUGGGCACUUCUAUAUGUUGGUUUGGGUUUAGUUUCUCUGGUGGCAUUACCAACGAUGAAUUACUUCUUUGGGGUUGCUGGUGGAAAACUUAUAGAAAGAAUCCGUUCAUUGACAUUUGAAAAGGUUGUGCACCAAGAAAUCAGUUGGUUUGAUGAUCCUGCAAAUUCUAGUGGUGCAGUUGGUGCAAGGUUAUCUACUGAUGCUUCAAUGGUGAAAAGUCUUGUUGGUGACACCUUGGCCCUCAUUGUGCAAAACAUAUCAACAAUCACUGCUGGUCUAGUUAUAUCAUUCACUGCUAAUUGGAUUCUCGCUUUUAUAAUUCUGGCUGUGUCUCCCUUGGUCCUUAUUCAAGGAUUCGUUCAGAUGAAGUUUCUAAAAGGAUUCAGUGCAGAUGCUAAGGUGAUGUAUGAAGAGGCAAGUCAGGUGGCAAAUGAUGCUGUUGGUAGCAUCAGAACCGUUGCAUCAUUUUGUGCUGAAUCGAAGGUGAUGGAUAUGUACAGGAAGAAAUGUAUAGGUCCAGAACAAGAAGGUGUUCGGUUGGGCCUUGUUAGUGGUGCAGGAUUUGGUUUCUCAUUUUUGGCUCUAUACUGCACAAAUGCUUUCUGUUUCUACAUAGGAUCUGUUCUUGUGCAACACGGGAAAGCGACUUUUGCAGAGGUUUUCAAGGUUUUCUUUUGUUUAACAAUUACAGCAAUGGGGCUUUCCCAGACUAGUGCAUUGGCACCAGACACUAACAAGGCCAAAGAUUCCACAGCUUCAAUAUUUGAAAUUCUUGAUAGGAAACCUAUUAUUGACUCCAGCAGCAAUGAGGGUAUGACACUGGAAACAGUAACAGGUAAUAUUGAACUUCAACAUGUCAGUUUUAGUUAUCCAACAAGGCCUCAUAUUCAAAUUUUCAAAGACCUGAGUCUAAGCAUCCCAUCUGGAAAGACUGUUGCCUUGGUUGGAGAAAGUGGCAGUGGAAAAUCAACAGUUAUCAGCCUCUUAGAGAGGUUUUACAACCCUGAUUCUGGACAAGUACUACUAGAUGGAGUGGAUAUCAAAAUGUUCAGACUAAGCUGGCUGAGGCAGCAAAUGGGUUUGGUUGGUCAAGAGCCUAUUCUUUUCAAUGAAAGCAUUCGUGCCAACAUAGCUUAUGGCAAAGAAGGAGGUGCAACCGAGGAUGAGAUAAUUGUAGCAGCACAAGCAGCUAAUGCACACGGCUUCAUAAGUUCUCUUCCAAAUGGUUAUGACACCCCAGUUGGAGAAAGAGGGACACAAUUGUCAGGAGGGCAAAAGCAGCGUAUUGCCAUUGCAAGAGCCAUGCUGAAAGACCCCAAAAUCCUUUUGCUAGAUGAGGCAACAAGUGCACUUGAUGCAGAGUCAGAACGUAUAGUCCAAGAGGCUCUAGACAGAGUCAGUUUGAACAGAACUACUGUGGUGGUUGCUCACCGUCUUACAACAAUUAGAGGGGCUGACAUUAUAUCAGUAAUAAAAAAUGGGGUGGUUGCUGAAAAGGGAAGCCAUGAUGUGUUGAUGAAGAUUAGUGGUGGAGCUUAUGCUUCAUUGGUAGCUCUACAUAUGAGUGCAUCAUAA
Messenger RNA from Gastrolobium bilobum, 3777 nucleotides. Its product is annotated as ABC transporter B family member 9-like. The record is from RefSeq and is a predicted model, not a curated record. Bases 1 to 3777 code for a protein of 1258 amino acids. The transcript has 12 exons. Lineage: Eukaryota; Viridiplantae; Streptophyta; Magnoliopsida; Fabales; Fabaceae. Gene Ontology annotation, cellular component: membrane. Gene Ontology annotation, biological process: transmembrane transport. Gene Ontology annotation, molecular function: ABC-type transporter activity; ATP hydrolysis activity; ATP binding.